This is a messenger RNA of Pogona vitticeps (central bearded dragon), 942 nucleotides long. NCBI's taxonomy places the organism in Eukaryota, Metazoa, Chordata, Lepidosauria, Squamata, Agamidae. The record is from RefSeq and is a predicted model, not a curated record.
AUGAGGCAGCACAACUGCCAGCGAAGGACGUCCGCACAGUCCCUCUCCAAUCCAGUGGCUUCAACAGAGCACUCUCAGAGGAGAAGCUACCAGCUUGGUGACUCCCAACGCUUCCUGCUGCCCUCUCACCAGAGCUGCGGGAAAAUUGAACCGUCUGCGUGGACAGCCACGCCGGAGCCCCUCCGGUACCUCCUGGAGCCCACGAGCCAGACGGUGCUGACCCAGCGGGGUGCCACGGCCACCCUGCCCUGCAUGUUGCAGGUCCUCCCGCCCAACUACAAGGUCCGGUGGAGCAAGGUGGUGCCGGCUGAGCACAUGGAGGUGGUCCUCCUCAUCACCAACGGUGCCCACCACAAAACCUACGGCCCCCUGGGCAGCCGGGUCCGGCUGAGGCGCAGCCACCGCUACGACGCCUCCCUCACCAUCUCCGACGUGGCCCUGGAGGACGAGGGGCGCUACCGCUGCCAGCUGGUCGACGGCCUGGAGGACGAGAGCAUCUCCUUGGUCCUGCAGCUGGACGGCAUCGUCUUCCCCUACCAGACCAGCAAGGGGCGCUACAAAUUCACUUAUUUCGAUGCCCAGAAGGCUUGCCGAGACCAGGAUGCUCAGCUGGCUACUUACAGGCAACUGUACCAAGCAUGGACAGAAGGCCUGGACUGGUGCAACGCUGGCUGGGUCAUGGAAGGCACAGUGCACUACCCCAUCAUCAAUUCCCGGGAGCCCUGUGGCGGGCGGCUGCUUCUGCCGGGGAUUCGGACCUACGGGGCCAAAGACAAGCUCAAAGACCGGUUCGACGCGUUCUGCUUCACCUCGACGGUCAAAGACUCUCAGAGGAGAAGCUACCAGCUUGGUGACUCCCAACGCUUCCUGCUGCCGUCUCACCAGAGCUGCGGGAAAAUUGAGCCGUCUGCGUGGACAGGUCGGAUUCUCCGUGGACGUUGA